Molecule: messenger RNA, 2064 nt
Organism: Microthlaspi erraticum
Lineage: Eukaryota; Viridiplantae; Streptophyta; Magnoliopsida; Brassicales; Brassicaceae
Source: the annotation of a GenBank genome assembly
AUGGCACCCAAUCUGCAGCCGUCAAUACUCUUCAUCGCAUGUUUUGGAAUAUUCACCUCCGUUGUUCUUGCAAAAACCGAUAGCCAAGACGUGUCGGCUCUUAAUGACGCAUAUAAAAGCAUGAACUCUCCAUCGAAACUCAAUGGAUGGAGUUCCAGCGGAGGAGAUCCUUGCGGUGACUCAUGGGAUGGCAUUACUUGCAAGGGCUCUUCUGUUACUGAAAUAAAAGUAUCUGGACGUGGACUCAGUGGAUCUUUAGGUUACCAGCUUGGAAACUUGAAAUCACUGACUUACCUUGAUGUAAGCAAGAACAAUCUUAAUGGAAACUUACCCUACCAGCUUCCUGAGAGUCUUGUUUAUCUAGAUGGUUCUGAGAAUGACUUCAACGGUAAUGUGCCAUACUCGGUAUCUCUCAUGAACGACCUCAGUUACUUAAACCUUGGUCGUAACAACCUUAAUGGUGAACUCAGCGACAUGUUUCAGAAACUUCCAAAACUUGAAACAAUUGAUCUGUCUUCUAAUCAACUCACAGGAAAACUACCCCAGAGUUUUGCCAAUCUAACAGGCCUUAAAACAGUGCAUUUGCAAGACAACCAAUUCAAAGGCUCUAUAAAUUCACUCAGAGACCUCCCUCAAAUCGAUGAUGUAAACGUUGCCAACAAUCAAUUCACUGGCUGGAUCCCAAAUGAGCUGAAGAACAUUGGAAACCUUGAAACUGGAGGAAACAAGUGGUCCAACAGUAAAGCUCCGUCACCACCUCCGGGGACACGUCAUAUAGACAGAGACUCAUCGGGAGGCGGUGGAGGAAGCAGCAAGGCCCUGAUCACCGGAAUCAUAGUAGCGGUGGCUACUAUAGGUGGACUCAUUUUCUUUGCAGGACUGAUCGCUUUGCUUUGUCGAAGAAGAAACACUCAUCAUUCUUCUCACUUCUUCGACGAAGAGAAACCAACCGAAGAAACCAAAGGCAAGCCACUCUUCACACCACAAUCCUCUCAGAUGCUUCAGUUCGACUCUAUGGAUGACUUCAGAGGGCAAAAGACGGUUGAUUCUAAUACUUCCGUUGAGACAAGGCCUUCUGUGAAAAGAACAUCUUCAGUUAGUUUCAAGAACACUCCUACUUUUCAUCUCAUACCUUCCUCACCAGUGGUUGCAACCCCUGAUCGUUUCGCAAGCCCUGACUCUCCUGAUACGCAUGGUGUGAAAGUGUUUGCGCUAGCGGAUCUGCAGAACUCUGCGGCUGGUUUCUCUCCGAGUCGACUUAUUGGUGAAGGAACCAUUGGACGUGUUUACAAGGCUAAAUAUCAAGAUGGAAGGAAAUUUGCAGUGAAAGAGAUCGAUUCGUCGCUGUUAGGAAAAGGAAAUCCAGAAGAGUUUUCACACAUAGUGUCGAACAUCUCAAGCAUUCACCAUCCGAAUAUGGCGGAGCUUGUUGGUUAUUGUUCAGAACAAGGAAGGAACUUGCUUGUUUAUGAAUAUUUCACAAGUGGAUCACUCAACAGGUUUCUUCACCAGUCUGAUGAUUUCAGCAAACCGUUAACUUGGAACACAAGAAUCCGUAUCGCUCUUGGAACUGCUCAAGCUAUAGAGUAUCUUCAUGACGUUUGCUCGCCUCCAUUAGUUCACAAAAACGUCAAAUCCUCAAACAUAUUACUCGACAAUGAGCUAACUCCACAUCUCUCAGACUAUGGCAUGGCAAACUUUCACCAUCGCACAAGUCAGAAUCUUGGAGUUGGAUACAAUGCCCCAGAAUGCACAGAUCCCUCUGCUUACACACUAAAGAGCGAUGUUUACAGCUUUGGUGUGGUGAUGUUGGAGCUGCUAACCGGUCGAAUGCCUUAUGACAGUGAUAGGCCAAAAGGAGAGCAGUCUCUUGUUCGUUGGGCAAAGCCGCAGCUUAAAGACAUGGAGACUCUGGAGGCAAUGGCUGAUCCCGCAUUGUGUGGACUCUACUCACCAGAAUCUGUAUCAGCAUUUGCGGAUAUAGUUUCAAUCUGCGUAAUGUCGGAGCCUGGUCUUCGGCCUCCAGUGUCAAAUGUGGUGGAAGCACUGAAGAAGCUAGUGUAG